Fusarium coffeatum is the source of this 1356-nucleotide messenger RNA. RefSeq lists its product as uncharacterized. The transcript has a single exon. Bases 1 to 1356 code for a protein of 451 amino acids. Lineage: Eukaryota; Fungi; Ascomycota; Sordariomycetes; Hypocreales; Nectriaceae. The record is from RefSeq and is a predicted model, not a curated record.
AUGUCUUCGUCAUCUGAAUUGAGCAGCGUUUAUACGCCUACAAUGCUCCUCUCGCCAACUCAAUCCCCGACGCGAUCCCCGACGCCUGCCGUGUCCGAGGAUCCACUUCGGCGGUCCGCUUCGGAGCCACCUUUGGGACCCAUCACGCCGGCCGCAAGCCAACAAUCACUGGAAGCAACGGAACGCCAAACAAAGGGACGUUUAUCACUUUCAAGAAGUGAAUCUAUAGACGAUGCCAUCGAACAAGUCCCUUUCAACAUCGCCCAAAUGGUAGUCAACAUGCAAGAAUACUACACUUCCGAACUCGCAGCCGAAAGACAAAGAACCGACGAUCUCACCCGUCAAAUUGAGGAUAUGUUACGAAAGAUGGAGGAAAUGGAUAAGAGGUUACAAAUGCAUGUUGUUUUGAUGGACGGGUUUGUCGGGGUUAUGAGGGAGGUUAAGCAAGAGCAGGCUGAGUUGGCUAUUGCGAGAGAAUUUGGUGGUGUUCACUUGCAUGAAGUCAAAGAGCUUGCAAACAGUCCUGUGGGCGUUCAACCAACCCUUAAACCGACGCCGUCGUCUUCAAAUGAUGAUGGGACUGAGGUAAGCGAUGAACAAAGAAUCGUCCGGUUUGAAGAAGAUGAGAUAAGACCUAUCGUGGAAGAGCUUUUUGAUCAAUUACCGCCUACGCCAAUCAUAGAUGAGCCACCCAGGAUGAGCACUGGACGACGAGCGCCAAAGAGGAAGAACCCUCCUCUUAGACUGGACCGGCAGGUUAAGAGAAGAACGAGAGCGGAUGUGAGGAGUGUUAGGUUGAGGGGCAGGACAUGGACACCUAUUAAUAACGAGUAUGAGUCGGAGAGAGGCGAAGAUGAUCAAGAUUAUACUCCGGAUGCUGAAGAGGAAGACGAUGAACCAGUGAGAGUACCACGUACAUCACCAUCACCUUCUCCAUCCCCAUCAGAAUCCGAUACCGAAAAGCCCCGCUACUCGGUCUCCCGCUCCGUCGCCCCCCGCCACGCAAACGGUCCACCCGGCAAACCCUUCAAAUACCACCGCAUGCCCAAGACAGUCGCAGCAGUAUGGCAAGAGUGGAAGAUCGGCAGUCACGGCAAUCCUGCCAUCGAAGAGCUUGAGACAAAGUAUAACACGACCUGGCGGAUGGGCACGUUGAAGGAGCGCAAGUAUGCUAGUAACUAUGUCGGUGUGCGACAGAAGAUUGUUAGGAAGGUGGAGGAGAUGUGUGAGGAGUUGGAGAUUGGAGUUGCAGAGGCGUGUGAGAUGUUGGAUAAGUGUGUUGAUGGACGGAUGCAGCUUUUGAUGACAGCUUUGAGGAAGGGGGAGGAUCCGCUUGUUGUUAUACCGAGGAGAUGA